Molecule: messenger RNA, 315 nt
Organism: Ectocarpus sp. CCAP 1310/34
Lineage: Eukaryota; Phaeophyceae; Ectocarpales; Ectocarpaceae
Source: the annotation of a GenBank genome assembly
AUGUAUUCGUUCCGGCAAUUCGCGUCGUCAAACCGCAUCCCUCUCCUUGCAAGCGGGCGACCAGCAAGACUACAGCUCCGAGAUGCGUGCAGCGACGAUCAACGGGAGGAGGAAGUAGUAGCAGCAGCAGGAAGGUUGCUGACAGGGCCAUUAUCAGCAGGGAGCAGUUCCGGCGGCAAACGAGGCAAUCUAGACGGGCGGGUGAUCCGUUUGGUGGUGGCAACAACGUCCAAGGUGGUCAGGGAUACAGGGGGUGAGUUGAUGACGGUGGUAGCAGCGCCAGGGGUCAGACCAGGCAGGGGUACGAGAGGGUAA